AUGGCCGCUCCGCGGCUUCCUCAUUUGUGGUCCACACUCGCGAAAUCGUUCGAAGCAACAAGUCCCGCCGUUCGAUCUGCCAGAGCCGCCGGGCGCAUUCAAGCCUAUCAUGCUUCCACACCACGCCGGAGACCAGUAGCACCGCAACAGCCGCGUUAUGGAACAGCAAACCAGCCUCCUCCUCACCUAGGUGGAGGCAAGGGCAUGCCGCCGUCGACCAGCGCCGCAGAAUCGGACCAAACGAAGGCACUUCCAAAGAUCGGAGCAAAACUACAGAAAGACGGCGAAGCAGAGAUCAAGGCUGUGCAGCGGGACGAGCAGGCUGAGGCUGGAGAGAAGACAGAACCGGCGACCGUUGAUGGUGACAUGGCUAGACGUAUACAGACAGAUCCUAUGCUGGAUGCAGAGCAAGCACGUACCACCAAAGCGCCAGGUGCACCAGACACGCCGCCAGCUCAUCCCUUGGAAUCCCUGUUAGACCAAGUCCCAGAUCCAGCAGAGCAUAAUGAAGAACAGCAGGAAACCGCGAAUGGUGCUCCUGAAGAUCGACCUGAGAUGUCCUUCGACGAACACAGUCCGUCGGUCAAGCCUCCUCACAUCAGCACACCUCGCCAUGUACACCACUUCGACACAUACGGUCUAGUGAAGCGGCUCGUAGAAGCUGGAUGGUCGGAAGAGCACGCAAUUACCAUCAUGAAGGGCAUGCGGGUCAUGCUUGCAGACAGUUUGGACGUCGCACGGGAAGCGCUUGUGAGCAAGUCGCAGGUAGAGAAUGAGACCUAUCUGUUCCGUGCAGCAUGCGCCGAGCUCAAAACAGAAGUCACCGCGCGCCGCAAGUCUGAGCAAGAGAAGAUGCGUACAGAGCGGGGCCAACUUCAGCAUGAAGUGGAGAUUUUGAAUCAGAAGCUUGGCCAAGAAAGCGCGGCCUUGAAGGACGAGCUCAAGGGCAUGUUUGACGACCGCAAGAUGGCCGUGCGGAAUGAGCAGCGUUCUAUGGAGUCCAAGAUUCAGCGGCUGAACUAUCAGAUCACGGUCGAUUUGCAGGCCGAUGCCAAGUCUGAGGUCGAAGGUCUGCGAUGGAUCAUGACCCGACGAGUCAUCGUGUCACUAGGCCUAAUCAUAGUGAUGGUUAUUGGCUCUCUGAAGCUCUAUAGUAACGCUGUUCAUGAACAAGAUCAGGAUGCGAAGCGGAAGGCUAAUAUGAGAUCAGGUGGCACGCAGACUGAGAACUCCAAUAGCAACGACCGCAACAAUGGGUCCAGCGACCGUCGAGAUGCAAAUCAGCUUGGGGGUGGAGAGAUGCUUGUAAAAGAUGGAGAUAAUCCAGCGUUUGUGAGUCUGGGAUAG
Lecanosticta acicola is the source of this 1347-nucleotide messenger RNA. The record is from the annotation of a GenBank genome assembly. NCBI's taxonomy places the organism in Eukaryota, Fungi, Ascomycota, Dothideomycetes, Mycosphaerellales, Mycosphaerellaceae.